AUGCUGCAAGCAUCUGAACUCACAGAACUCACACGCUUCGCCUUCCUCCGCACGAAGCGCGGCAUCGCCAUCUUAGUCGUCGUCGGCCUCGUCAUUAUCGGCGGCGGCCUAGCGGGGUUGGCUGCGCUGCGUAAUCGUGACGGGGGAGGCGGCGAGUCUGCGCCGUGGACGGGUGAUGACGAGGGCAUGGUCACGGAUGAUGCGUGGUUUUAUGGCCAGUCGCCGGCGGUUUAUCCUUCGCCGAAUAUCACGGGUGGAGGGCAGUGGGCUGAUGCGGCUGGGAAGGCAAGGGAGUUGGUGGGGAGAAUGACGCUUGAGGAAAAGGUUAGUUUGACUGCCGGCGCUAGCUCCAACACUAGCUGUCCGGGGUUCAUUCCGGCUGUCCCACGCCUUGGAUUCCCUGGCAUGUGUCUGGGCGAUGCAGGCAAUGGACUUCGCGGGACGGACUUCGUCAGUACGUGGCCGAGCGGCAUCCAUGUCGGUGCCAGCUGGAACAAGGUGCUCGCUCGCCAGCGGGGGUUCGGUAUGGGGGGCGAGUUCAAAACCAAGGGCGUGAAUGUGCUGCUUGGGCCUGUCAUUGGGCCCGCCGGUCGCGUUGUCUUGAACGGCAGGAACUGGGAAGGCUUUUCAAGCGACCCCUAUCUAUCAGGAGCUCUGGCCCACGAAACGGUUACGGCAGUGCAAGCUGCUGGGGUUAUUACGAGUACCAAGCACUUUAUCGCCAAUGAACAAGAAACAAACCGGAACCCAUCUAACGAUGUCGAGUCGGUAUCAUCUAACAUUGAUGACAGAACGAUGCACGAAUUUUACCUUUGCAAGUCGCUGAAUGGUCAUCUUAAAACCGAACUUGGUUUUCAAGGCUGGGUCGUUAGCGAUUGGGGCGCCCAGCACACUGGAACAGCCGCAGCUCUAGCAGGCAUGGACGUUGCUAUGCCAAACGGAAACGGUUUCUGGGGUAAUACAUGGCUCCUUAACCUUCCGGUGCCCCAGACUAACAACAACAGGACCCUCGCAACCUGGUACCUCAUGGGUCAAGACCAGGACUUCCCGCAACCCGGCGUCGGCAUGGCCGCGGAUCUUACCCGACCUCACAAAAUAGUUGAUGCUAGAAACUCAAGUUUUCGGUCAACACUUCUCGAUGGCGCAGUCGAAGGGCACGUUCUCGUAAAGAACAUUCGGAACGCGUUGCCCCUGAAAGAGCCGAAGAUGCUGUCUAUUUUUGGUUACUCGGCCAAGAACCCCGACCACAACAACCCCAUGCCCGGCCUCUCCCCAUGGCUCUGGGGCGCCGAGUCGUUCAACUACACCGAGUUCGCCGUCAGGUUCUUUGGCUCCACCGGAGAACACAGCUCCACGCCCAUCGCCUUCAAUGGUACCAUCUACUCUGGUGGCGGUUCGGGGGCGACCUCACAGUCCGCCACCGUCUCUCCCUUUGACGCGCUUGUCCAGCGGGCGUACGAUGACGGCACCGCCCUUUUCUGGGACCUCGUUAAUGGCACCCCUUUCGUCAACCCCAUGUCGGACGCCUGCUUGGUGUUUGGAAACGCCUACGCCACCGAGGCCGCCGACCGCCCGGGACUGUACGAUGAUUACACCGAUGAACUGAUUAAACACGUCGCUGACCGAUGCGGCAACACGGUCGUCGUCCUCCACAAUGCGGGCACUCGCUUGGUGGACCAGUUCGUCGACCAUCCCAACGUCACAGCCCUCAUCUUUGCCCAUCUUCCUGGCGAAGCCUCGGGUCGCGCGGUCGUAUCGCUGCUGUAUGGAGAGUCGAACCCGUCGGGGAAGCUGCCGUACACCGUCGCGAGGAAUGAAACCGACUAUGCCGUACUCGGCCCGGAUGUGGCAGGGGAGUGGGAUAGGUUUGCGCGGUUCCCGCAGAGCAAUUUCACCGAGGGCGUGUUUCUCGACUAUCGGCACUUCGACGCAAAGAAUAUCAAGCCCAGAUAUGAGUUCGGUUUCGGGCUAAGCUACACCACGUUUGGGUAUGACAACCUAGUUGUCGAGAAGGUGGCUGAGGGCAAGUUCGGGGAGUAUCCCACGGGACAAGUCGUCCAGGGCGGGCAGGAAGAUCUGUGGGACGUUUUGGUCGAGGUCUCGGCCGAUGUCACCAACACCGGGAAGGUCGACGGGGCCGAGGUCGCGCAGCUGUAUGUGGGAAUCCCGGCCGAGGGCGCCCCCGUGCGGCAGCUGAGGGGGUUUGAGAAACCGUUUCUCAACGCGUCGGCGACGGAGACGGUCCGGUUUGGGCUCACGAGGAGAGACUUGAGCGUGUGGGACGUGGUGGCGCAGAAGUGGCGGCUGGUUAGGGGGGAGUACAAGGUGGAGGUGGGUGGGAGCAGUCGGGAUUUGCCGCUCGUUGGGACGGUUACGAUUUGA
Molecule: messenger RNA, 2382 nt
Organism: Chaetomium globosum CBS 148.51
Lineage: Eukaryota; Fungi; Ascomycota; Sordariomycetes; Sordariales; Chaetomiaceae
Exons: 8
Coding region: 1-2382 (793 amino acids)
Biological process (GO): glucan catabolic process
Molecular function (GO): beta-glucosidase activity
Source: RefSeq, a predicted model, not a curated record